Molecule: messenger RNA, 3376 nt
Organism: Sphaeroforma arctica JP610
Lineage: Eukaryota; Ichthyosporea; Ichthyophonida
Exons: 8
Coding region: 252-3263 (1003 amino acids)
Molecular function (GO): protein binding
Source: RefSeq, a predicted model, not a curated record
CAAACAGCAAAGGCUAUAUGGUAAAUAUACGUAAAUGGCACCAGGAACGGAUAAAUAAUGAUUGUGUACACAAGCAAGACUUAUCUGUAGAUGGAAUGCUCUCAUUACGAUCUGUAUUAUAUCAAGAUAAACGCGCCUCGUAAGUAGAAUGAUGAGAAGUGAAUAACCAUUACAGGCGCCCCGUCACCAGGUUGCCGGAAAUUUGGACAAAUCAAUCUUAUAAUAUUCGAGAUCAACUAUAAACUACAAGCAUGGACGAUACUUCACAGAACAUGCAGCUGGUAACUAAAAGCCGGAAGAAGACCAAAACUAAGGGCUGCAAAGUACCUCCCAUGUCGGAAGAGCGUAUUAACGAAUUGAAUGAGCUCAUGGUGACUUACAAUCCGCAUAAGAAUCGAAGAGAUUGCAGGGUAGAUGACUUGUGUCACCCCCCCUGGGCCUAUCCAGCUGAGAGCAUAGAUGACAAGACCAGUGUGGAGUUCAUGUUUCAUCCAGAUGUUUUUAAGACGAAUUCUUGCUUCCGUGGCGAGAACUGUACUAUGAGAGCUUGUGCUUUCCUGCAUCCGGGAGAGUAUUAUGUACCUCGCUGGAGGGCUUGUGGCGCAAUAUUUGACGGCGUGUUCUACCCACCGCUACCUAUUACCUAUGAAUGGUUUAAAUUUAUGAUGAUUGAAUAUAAGACUACAGGACCAUGCAUGGCAACUUAUACACACGACCAUGGCAGGUGUCAUUAUUAUCAUCGAGAUGCUAACGAUCGGGACUAUUUUUAUGAUCUCCGUCCACCGCUGGAAUACAACUUCGAUGCUGACACAUGGUUGAUUCUGCCCAAGGGUGCUACGCUAACCGCCCGGCAGUAUCAUCCAUCCACAUAUAAAAUCGAGGAAUGUCGUCGGAUAAGUAAUAGUCAGAAAUGUAGUAAAGGAAGGUAUUGUUCGUUCGGACAUUUAAAUAACGAGUUCCAGCGAAUCGAGGAACACUUCAGACGGCUAGCCGCCGAAUUCAGCAGCCAACAUAAGGAGAGCGAGGAUGGUCUGGAGCCGCCUUCAACCGAAACUUCAAACGAUGUACCGAAUGUAGACCGCUCUCAGACUGCAGAGGUUCCUGUAAGAUCAUUUACAGCUCUUAUUGUCAAUGAUUUAGCUCGACCAAAUCCGACCCUUCUUCAGAGUCAACCCUCUAGUGGAAAUGCUUGGACUGAUAUCGCCGGUAGAGCACCCGUAGCUGCUAUAUCGGCAACCUAUAUAUCCGUGAGCAAUGGUUUAGAAGUGGGGGGGACAUCUAUAAAUGGAAGUGUAGUAUCCGUGGAACCUGUUCUCGCCGUUGGCGGCAGUGACCAAGGGCCGGAUACGACGACAGCGCACGCGGGUAGUACAAUGCGCAUGGGUCCUGCAGAACGCCGUUCGUCUAUUUUGAAGCAGUCUCCAGGAGUUGCAGCUUCUUCAGUAAUGGGAAGAAAUAAUGGCACGAACACACUUCAUCAGCUUCCAAUGCGAGUGGCGGAUCAGCAUCGUAGCCAGAGUUCAAAUAUUAUACGACCACAAUAUGAUCAAUUUAAUCCGAUGCGUAUGCAAGAACAGUCUCAAUUCCCUCAAGCUUACCCACAGCAUACACAUCAGCAACAAGUGCAUGCCUCCAAUGAUGAUUGUAAUACUUUCAAGUACUCUGCGUACAUCAACGGUGGACACGUCCGCGGGGGUCCUCACCCAGGUGGCACAGGUAUGAUGCCACAACAGUCUUCAAAUCAGCAAUCACAUCUGCUGCAACAACAGCAGCAUUACCAAGGAGUUCAACAGCCACAGCAACCGCACCAAAUGACUUCACAAGCGAUAGGUGUAUCGCACCAUAUGAGUAAUAAUAGUAUCAAUAACAGCAUCGGACAGAGAGGCCCGUUCGGAUCUUUCCUUCCGCCAAAUACACACCAGAAUAGCACGAUAUUGGGAACACAAAGCGACAUGAAAGCCCUAUGGCACGAUCCGGUGUAUGAUCCCAAAGUUGAAGAUUUGGGUGAUGAAUCUUCUGCUCGCUCCGCAAUGAGCGGCUUUGAGGGUCAAGGACAGAACCUGCACGUUCACGGUCUCCAACAAGCCGUUCUGAGUCAACAUGAGCAACAGAUACAGCAAUUGCAGCGACAAGAGCAUCAAUCACACAGCCACCAACAUCAGUCUCAACAAAUAUCGGUUCAAAAUCUUGCUCACGCUCGUGAACAUCUUCCCGAUUCACUGACACAAGGUUUCGAGAGUCUGAAUUUGAAUAGUAGCACUGGUAAUAUAACACGCAGUGGUCACGCUCCUUCGUCGUAUGCUAUGCAGCAUCGGCAGCCACAAGUGAUGAACAACUCUUCCGCGUUUAGUAAUUUCGGAAGCAGUUGCGGAGGUAGCGGAGGCAAUAGCGGAUCCAGUAUGGCGGUAUAUAAUCAAGGGAUCAUCCACAACGAUGGGCACAUGGGUGUGGAGGGCAAUAGGUAUGGGAGCGUCGAUGCGCGCGCCUUCGCAGAGUACUAUCAAACACCAACCCAACAACCAGCAGCUGCGUCGGGGUUGGCCGCCAAAUCCUUGUCAUCGUUUGCACCACAAGGUACGAAGGCAGAUUGGGGAUAUAGUAUCUCCGGUGGUGUACUGCCUCAAUUGCCCGCCACAUCACGAUUUGAUGCUACUCCCGGCGCUAUGAACGUUGAUGGAAGUAGUAAGAGCAGUUUCAGCGGCACCUUGGCCGACAUGAGCGGUCCCAACGCAGGGGCGAUUGCUCAGCUGUUGAUGUCUGAUGAUGGUAUUAUAUCAAAUGGGGUAGUGGCAAAUACGGGCGGAGUGCGAGGUGAGGCUUAUUAUCUUAAUGAAGGUACAGCCUUGUCUCCAACAUCUUCUGAGCAGAGUAGAGUCUCGCCUAUAUCAUUCGGAGUACAUGACGCAUAUAAAGAAGAGGGGCUCGUCAAUACUAACAAUAUUAUCAAUAUAAGCAAUAAUGCCAGCAGCAACACAGACGCGGGAAAUGAAUCAUCACGAACGAUAUUUGCGAGUUCUGGUUGCAGGUCAGAGAGCGUGGAGAAAGUCCCGGUAAGUAGAUGGUCUAAAUCAGAGGUCCGGGAUUGGCUUGCCGGUCACGACCAAACCAUACUCAGAGAUCUGGCAGAUAUGUUGUACGAGAACGAUAUAGACGGGGACUUGCUGUUACAACUCAACGGAGAAAACAUGAAGACGGAUCUGAAUAUAACGAGUUUAGGCAAACGUAAAAAGCUGGAAGCUGCUAUCCUGCAGAUUCGAAAAUGAGCGAAGCUUCGCUUAUACAGAAAACCAGUAUUUACAUCAUAUUGGCGGGGGAAGAACAUUUUACCUCAGCUAUUAACUUUACAAUUCAAUAAAAGACAUACAAUAUAUAUGCC